AUGAAAAAAAAAUUCGAAGAGGAGAAUAAACCUUCCUACAUAUUAAAACACAAUAACAAUGAGUUCAAAAUAGACAUUUCUUAUUUUACCCAAUUACAUGAACAUAAAAUAAAUAUAUAUAAAUUACAAAGUAAUUAUGUUAAUUUAUGUUCCAGUACUUAUGUGAAUAAAAUAAAAUUAGGUUUUAAAUAUAAAUUGUUAAACAGAUAUUUGAUAGAAUUUGCACAUCCUUUUAUUCAUGUUAGAACAAUAGAAAUUAAUAAAAAGUCUUUUUUAAAAUAUGAAAACUUUGAUAAUGAAGAUGAAAAAAAUAAUAUGGAACCAAAUGAUUGUACUAAAACAAUUGAGAAUGAGAGGAACCAUAUUAAUAAUAUAAAUGAUGGGAAUAAAAAAGUUCAGAAAAUAUGGUAUAUAAUGAAUAAUUAUAGAAAUAAUUAUCUUGGUGUUUUAUUAAAUUUUAAUACAUUAGAAGAAUUUUUAAAAUGUAAUAAAGAUGAUCAUAUAAAUUAUACAUUAGAACCUUUAAAAUGUUAUAUAAAUAAUGAAAAGAAUGAUAUAUGUAAGGAUAUGAAUUUAUAUAUUCAUGACAAUAUUUAUGAUGAUACCUUUUGGGAAUAUAAAGAGAACUGUUUAACUGUUUUGGAAAAGAUAAAUAAAUAUGUAAUACUUAGUUUUUUCGAUUUAAAAAAAUAUAUAUGUUAUUAUAGUAUAGCAAAUCCUAUUAUAAAACCAAAAGAUAAUUAUUAUAAAUUAAUAAAAAAUAGUACAAGAUAUUUUUUUUAUAUAGAUUCAAAAUAUGUUUAUAUAAAUACAGAAAAUAGACAUAUCAAUAUUAUAGAUAUAUUUUAUCUGUCUUAUAAAAUAGAUGACUAUUUUAAUAAUUACAAAAUGUUCCUUAAUACUAAUAUUUUUUUAUUACUUAAAUUUGAUAAUAUUCCUCUUCAUACAAUGAAUAAUCAAGACUAUUAUGAUGAAUAUAUUAAUAAAUUGUAUACUAAUAUUGAAUGUGAAGAAGAUCAAAAAUCAAAAAAAGAGUUUUAUCAAAUUAAUAGUUUUUAUAAAUUGUUUGAAUAUUUAAAACUGAAUGAUAUAUCACAAAAUUCUUAUCACCCUAUGGGAAAUAAAUCUUUUAAUAAUCAUUAUAAUAAUAAUUCUUCAAUGUUACAUAAAAAUUAUGAUAUGGUUAUAUUACCUAUAAAUGCAUUAUCUGAAUUAAAAGAAGAUAUAAAAAAUUCAAAAGAUAAAAUCUUAAGAUAUAUUAAAAAAGAUUUUUUUGAUUUAUAUAUAUGUUUUAUUGAUAUCAAUUAUAUUUUUAAUUCUUUAUCUUGGGAUUUUAGAAAUUUAUUAUAUUGUUUAACUCUAAAAUAUAAGUUGUAUGAUUUUCAAAUAGAUGUGUUAGCUUUUAGAGAUAUCUCAUUAUUAAGGCAACAGUAUGUUGGUACCUUCAAAUCUCAAGAGGGAUUUAUUUGGAGCUAUCCCAAAGUAGUUAUGAAGAGAGGAAGUAUAAACAAUCCAAGGAAUUAUAAUGAUGAGGAUAAAAAUAAUGAUAAUAAUAAUUAUGAUGAUAAAAAUAAUGAUAAUAAUAAUUAUGAUGAUAGUCAUAAUAAUAAUUAUGAUGAUAAAAAUAAUGAUAAUAAUAAUUAUGAUGAUAGUCAUAAUAAUAAUUAUGAAGAUAGUCAUAAUAAUAAUUAUGAUGAUAGUGAUCUACAUAAAGACAUAGAUAUGGAUAAGGAUAAGAACAAUUCUUUUCAUUAUAAUCCUAUUAAUAAUUGUCUAUCUCAUCAGGAUGUGUCUUUUUGUUCGGUUACAAAAAUGUGCAAAGUUAAUUAUAAUUCUAUUAAAGAUUGUAAGAAUGAUUGGAGAGACGAUCUUACAAAUGAGUAUUCACAUGAUAUGAAUCCAAUACAUGAAGAUAUAGAACACUCAUCUAGUCAAUAUGAAAAUAAUAUGAGCGUUAAUAAUACUUACAAAAAGGAUAACAGAAACAUUAAACACAACCAUAAUAAUAUAUACCAUAAUCAUCUAGUUAAGUAUAUUUUAAAUUCGUCCUUAUUUCAGGUGACGGUUCCUGAUAAGGUACAUUUUAUAUAUGAUAAUGGAUCCAAUUAUGUGGACAUAAAUUUAAAUGGUAAAAAGGAUGAUUCAUUAAAUAAACAAGAUAUACACAUAUUAGAAAAAAAAAAAGAAGGUGACACAUGCAUUAUAAAUAGUUAUUUAAAAUCCUUUAGUGAUGAAAAAAAAAAUGAUUGUAUAGAUGUAUCUAGUAAUUUAGGGUUUAGUAUAAAUAUAAGAAAAGAAGAUAACCAUUUCACAACAAGAGUGAAGUAUAAAGAUGAAGAAAUGGAUGUAUUACAUAUUUCGGAAGGUGAUGAAAAUGAAAAUAAUAUGAAUAAUGCUACAAAUAAUAAUAUAAAUAAUAAUAUAAUAAAGAAUUAUAAAACAUUUUGUUGUGAUAAUAAAGUGUAUGAUAUUCUAUGCGGAUGGAAAUAUUAUGAAGAUAAGAAAAAAGAAAAGAAAAGUAUUAUAUCUAUAAUAAAUUUGAAUGAUUUUAUAAAUAAGGAUACAAUUCAAAGAAUAUCCUUAGAAUUAAAUAUAAAAUUAAUAAAAUGGAAGAUAUUAAAAGAUUUAAAAUUUGAACAUAUAAAAAAAUUAAAAAUAUUAAUUAUAGGAUUAGGUACCUUAGGUUGUAUGGUAGCUCGUAAUUGUGUAUCAUGGGGAAUACAACAUUAUACUUUUGUGGAUAAUUCACGUGUAUCCUUUUCUAAUAUUAGUAGACAAUAUUUAUAUACAUUAGAAGAUGCAGAGAAAUAUGGUAAUAUAGGUGAAUAUAAAUGUGUAGCAGCAAAAAAAAACUUAUUAAAAAUUUGCCCAGAUUUAAAUAUAACAGCAAAGGUAAUGGAUAUACCUAUGCCUGGCCAUUUAAAUUAUUUGAAUGAAAAUCUUGAGGAUACAAUAAAUGAGUUGGAUAAUUUGAUUAAUAAUCAUGAUGUGGUAUUUUUAUUAACCGAUUCGAAAGAAUCUCGAUAUUUUCCAUGUUUAAUGAUAGCGGAGAAGCAAUAUAAUUCUUUGAAGGAAUUACAAGAGAGUGUAAAUCAUAAUAAUAAUAAUAAUAAUAAUAAUAAUAGUAGUAGUAGUAGUAGUGGUAGUAAUAAAUUUAGAAAAGGUGAUAAUGUGUUAUGUGAAGAAGAAAAUAUGAUUACACAUGAAUAUAUAGAAAAUAUAAAAUGUACAAAAAUUAUGGAUAAGUCUUUAAAUAAUAUAUUAUUAUAUGAACAAAAUAAUAAUAUAUAUAAAUCUCUAAAUAAUAUUCAUAUGUAUGAUAGAUAUCAAGAAAUCUUUUAUAAUAAUAUUCUUACGAGUGUAAAAAGAUUAUGUAAAAUGCCUCCUUUAGGUAUUACGGUAGCAAUAAGUUUUGAUUCCUUUGUUGUGUUAAGACAUUCUUAUUUAUAUUUUAAAGGUGCAUGCUAUUUUUGUAAUGAUAUGCAUUGUCCUUCAGAUUCUUUAUCCUAUAGAACAUUAGAUGAAAAAUGUACAGUCACUAGAUGUGGUAUAAGUAACAUAAGUAGUAGUAUAGCUACAGAAUUAUUAUUAGCCUUAACACAACAUCCUUUAUAUUUUUUUGCUCCCCAUAUAGACAGAGAUCAAUAUAUAUAUAAUUAUGAUAAUGAUAUGAAUCAAAAAAAAAAUUCAGACAUUUCUAAUAUAUUCACUUCCUGUUUAGGUGCUACGCCGCAUAUAAUGAAUUUUAAUUUAGCUAAUUUUACAAUUAAAAAAAUAUUCUGUGAACCUUUUGAAAAAUGCAUGUGUUGUUCAGAACGUGUAAUACUUAAAUAUCAGGAGGAUAAAAUGGAUUUCAUACGAAAUGUUAUUAGGGAUAGUUCCAUUCUAGAAAGAAUUACAAAUAUGGAUCAACUCAAAGUUGAAGAGAAUGAUGUUAUAAUAUUGGAAUGA
This is a messenger RNA of Plasmodium falciparum 3D7, 3951 nucleotides long. It is a transcript of the gene ATG7, whose product is annotated as putative autophagy-related protein 7. Gene Ontology annotation, molecular function: ubiquitin-like modifier activating enzyme activity. Lineage: Eukaryota; Apicomplexa; Aconoidasida; Haemosporida; Plasmodiidae. The record is from RefSeq and is a predicted model, not a curated record.